This is a messenger RNA of Mollisia scopiformis, 1200 nucleotides long. Its product is annotated as proline iminopeptidase. Gene Ontology annotation, biological process: proteolysis. Gene Ontology annotation, molecular function: peptidase activity. The coding region runs from base 256 to 1173 and encodes 305 amino acids. The transcript has 3 exons. Lineage: Eukaryota; Fungi; Ascomycota; Leotiomycetes; Helotiales; Mollisiaceae. The record is from RefSeq and is a predicted model, not a curated record.
CAACAGAACAUGAACAACCCUCUCUGCUAUGCCUAUAACAAUGGCAGCACGAGGAAAGUUCUACGAAAGAUCUCACGUGAUUAGAUCAAGGCAAAAAGUUAGGGCCAUUCUCGAAAACAUCUCUGAUUCGCGGGCGCCGUCCCAGCUAUCCUCGAUUACCGACUUCCCCGGCUUAUCAGAACGGCGAACUUUACACACUUCUUCAAGCUACAAAUCGAAGUGGCAGCUUUACAACCAUGUCAAGAGCCCAGCGUCAUGUAUUCUCCCAAGGUCACCGAAGGCACAGUCGAUUUCGAUAUUCCGGCAGCGGGAAAGCCCUGCAAAACUUGGUACAAAAUUAUCGGGGACCUCUCUUGCGGGAUCACCCCACUCAUGAUAAUCCAUGGCGGACCAGGUCUCACGCAUCACUAUCUUCUUCCUCUGACAGAUCUUAACGAGAAGUUUGGAAUUCCCCUCAUAUUUUAUGAUCAACUAGGAAAUUGCCUCUCCACGCACCUCCCAGAGAAGAUGGGCGACGAGUCUUUCUGGACAGAGUCCCUCUUCCACGCCGAGCUUACAAACCUCAUCUCAAAGCUCUCUUUGCAUAGCUACGAUGUCCUCGGCCAUUCUUGGGGUGGAAUGAUGGCAUCAACAUUUGCUGGGAGCCAGCCAAAGGGCCUUCGGAAAUUAAUUUUGUCAAACACAACCGCAACAGGAGAUGCUUGGGACGAGGCAUAUGCUGAAUAUAGGCGGAAAAUGCCUCAAGAUAUCCAAGAGACGAUGAAAAAGCAUGAAGAUGAUGGAACAACCCACUCUGUUGAAUACAAGGAAAUGAUGGAUGUUUUUAAUGAGAAGCAUUUUUGUAAGAAGCUGCCGUUUCCAGAUUUUCAGACGAGUCUCGAGUGGAAAGCUAAGGAUAUGACUGUUUCUUUGACGAUGCAUGGUCCUAAUAAGUGGGUUGUGACUGGAAGCAUGGUUUCUUGGACUGCCGUCCCGGUCAUCAAAAAUAUACUUGUUCCGACACUGGUAAUCAAUGGCAUAGACGAAGGUGCAAGUGAUGAGGCAAUUGCUCCAUUUGUGGAGGGUAUUCACGACGUAAAAUGGGUCAAGCUUCACAAUUCGACUCACAUGCCACACUGGGAAGAAAAGGACAAUUACUUGCAGAUUGUCGGACAAUGGUUACAAACUAGAUAAAGAAAAUCAAACUUUUCCAGCCAGCUG